This is a messenger RNA of Oryctolagus cuniculus (rabbit), 2546 nucleotides long. RefSeq names its product derlin 1 (gene DERL1). NCBI's taxonomy places the organism in Eukaryota, Metazoa, Chordata, Mammalia, Lagomorpha, Leporidae. The record is from RefSeq and is a predicted model, not a curated record.
GAACGCUGCCUCGCUCGUCCGAAUUCGGUGGCGCCACGUCCGCCGGUCUCCGCCUUCUGCACCGCGGCUUCGGCGGCUUCCGCCUACACACCUUCCACUCGCGGAGCCGGCCGCGUCGUGAGGGGGCCGGCACAGGGGGUGAGGCGGCCGGCCGUGCGCACGCCGGCCACCUGAGAGGCGAAGAUGUCGGACAUCGGGGACUGGUUCAGGAGCAUCCCGGCCAUCACGCGCUACUGGUUCGCCGCCACCGUCGCGGUGCCCUUGGUCGGCAAACUCGGCCUCAUCAGCCCGGCCUACUUCUUCCUCUGGCCCGAAGCCUUCCUCUAUCGCUUCCAGAUUUGGAGGCCAAUCACUGCCACCUUUUAUUUCCCUGUGGGUCCAGGAACUGGAUUUCUUUAUUUGGUCAAUUUAUAUUUCUUGUAUCAGUAUUCUACUCGCCUGGAAACAGCAGCGUUUGAUGGAAGGCCAGCAGACUAUUUGUUCAUGCUCCUCUUUAACUGGAUUUGCAUCGUGAUCACUGGCUUAGCAAUGGAUAUGCAGUUGCUGAUGAUUCCUCUGAUCAUGUCAGUACUGUAUGUUUGGGCCCAGCUGAAUAGAGACAUGAUUGUAUCAUUUUGGUUUGGAACACGAUUUAAGGCCUGUUACUUGCCCUGGGUUAUCCUUGGAUUCAACUAUAUCAUCGGAGGCUCGGUAAUCAAUGAGCUAAUUGGAAAUCUUGUUGGACAUCUUUAUUUCUUCCUGAUGUUCAGAUACCCAAUGGACUUGGGAGGAAGAAAUUUUCUAUCCACACCUCAGUUUUUGUACCGCUGGCUGCCCAGCAGGAGAGGAGGGGUGUCAGGAUUUGGUGUGCCCCCUGCUAGCAUGAGGCGAGCCGCUGACCAGAAUGGUGGAGGUGGGAGACACAACUGGGGCCAGGGUUUUCGACUCGGAGACCAGUGAAGGAGUGACCCUCGGCCUGCCUGCCGGCUGCUCCGUCAGAUGACGUUCCUCCCGGUGUGGGGUGUACUUAACAACUGAAUUCUAGCUAAUGCUGUUGGACCUGACCCACACUGAAUGUAGUCUUUCAGUAUGAGACAAGAUUUUUUAAAUCCUGGAGAAAAAUACAAGUGUUCCUCAAGUUUCAUGAUUCUCAUUCAAGUCUUUAAUGCUAUGAAGAGCAAAUGUCAACUGUGCAAAUUUCAAAACUGAUUUUUUUUUCUUUUUGGUGUCUUUUUCUUCCCUUUUCGUCUGAAUAAUGGGUUUUUAGCGUUGAGCUGGGUGUGUGGGGUUGGGUAACCAGACCCUUGUCAGAAGGAUGUUCAUCUCCUUGCACACUUGCUUCCCUCCUGCUUUUUCCAACCCCCCAACUUUGCAGCUAGAGAAGGUUGCCCAUAGAAUGGUUCUGCCUUUGACAAACUUAUUUAUUGACUUUGGCCAAGGCUUGAUCACAAAGCCGUUCACGCGUUUCUUCUCCUGCUUGGGCGGCAGAGCUGUAACAAUAGAGAAGACUGAAACAGUGGCUGAAGAGCUUCCUCGGCUUUUGCGACCGUUUCUCCACCUCUUCAGGUGUUUGACUGAAACACCUCUGAGUCAGUGAGGGCCACAGAUUCCUAUUAAGGAGGUAUAAGGGUUGUCGGCAAGGCAUUGCCGCAGGUGAAGUGUUCAGAACUGUAGUGGAUUUGUAUCUAACACAGGGGCUGGAUUAAGCCGUGGUGGAUGGUGAUCCUGGCUUUGGGUACCCAGGGUAGUUGGGUUGUGUUAGGAGGCUCCCAGUCACGUUGGCUACAGGGAGUGCUCCCUUGGAGGGACUCCUGGACGUUGAUUCCAUUUCAUUCUUCUGGGUACAUGUUCACUGAGAAGCUGGAAGAGAGAGCCUCAGACCCUAUUUAAAUAAAUAGUCUUUUUUUUUUUUUUAAGCCUCCCUUACCCCUUUUUAGUCAAGUGUUGCAAUUUAUUGUGAGGAAGGUGUGGCUCUUUGUGUAUGUGAAUAGUUUUUUAAAGCUAAUGUAAGCACAUUUAAAUGAAUCAUUGCAUAAUUUGGGGUUGCGAUGGCUUUAGAAGAAUGAUUUGUAUUUGAGGGUCUUUAUUGUUUGAGUCUUGAAUGUACAAGCUCUGUGAGCCAGACCAGCUUCAGUACCCACAACUCCUUUUCAUAGGUGGGCUGUUUCCAUCAGAGCUUGGCUCCUCACCAAAUAAAGUUUUUUUUGAAGGCUACAGUGUUUCACAGUUAUUUGAUUUUGAGUUUUUACUCUGCAAGCAGACUGCUGGGAGCGGUGCUGAGCGGCUGCCAUGCUUUGAGUCAACAAAAGGCUUUGAACAUUUGGACCGGCUUCUUUCGGGAAACACCCACUCUGUGGGACUAUUCCUCUCCCCACCGAAGCGGUGAUGGCUGUCACACCAGGAACUGGGAGCUGGAAGAGAGCUUCGCAUUUUUAGUGAAGUUUGUGCGUACCUCUCCAGAUUUAAUUUCCGUGAUAAAAUAGUGGGGGAGGGUGGCAUCUCGGCCUUCGUUGUCAUAUGUUCUGCUGUUGACCUGUGGCCACAAUAAAAUUUCCUUGUAAAAUUUC